This is a messenger RNA of Triticum aestivum (bread wheat), 1372 nucleotides long. RefSeq lists its product as uncharacterized. The transcript is spliced from 2 exons. Lineage: Eukaryota; Viridiplantae; Streptophyta; Magnoliopsida; Poales; Poaceae. The record is from RefSeq and is a predicted model, not a curated record. Bases 1 to 399 code for a protein of 132 amino acids.
AUGGCGCCGCUCAGCCUCGCCGGCGAGCUCUUAUUCCUCCGCCGUCGCGGCAGGAGCUCCGCCCGCACGAGCCCGCCGCCCAGCCCUUUCCACGCCUCUUCUUCCUCCGCCGUCGCGGCAGGAACUCCGCCGGCACUCGCCGCGCUGGCCGAGCCGGCGAACGCGCUGUCGUUGCCCACCUGGGCCGUCCACGCCUCUUCUUCCUCCCCCGUCGCGGUAGGAGCUCUGCCGGCGCUCGCCGCGCUCGCCGAGCCGGCGAACGCGCUGUCGCUGCCCACCUGGGCCGUCCACGUCUCCAGCGUCGCGGAGUGGUACGUACUAGUACAUGCUUCUCUACCGCAGCCUACUCCUGUUGAAUCUCCCAACGAUUUCUGCUUCCUGCAAAGAUCGAAUCUCUGAGGAGGGGAAUUGCAGAGGAAGGGGAUAGAACUGACAUGUGGGCCCCACAUGUUAACGGUCAAAGUUAACGGUGCUGACUUUUUCAGUCCUGGCGGAUGGGCCCAGUCUGUCAUAAGCGCGUUUAAAAUGGACAAUCGGUCGAUUUAGAGACAUGGUAGUUUUUAGUCAUAGAUUAGCAAAAAAAAUGAUAGUUUUCGGCACAAAUUCGUAAAGUGGUAGUUUGUGGGCACGGAUCCACGAAUUAUGGUAGUUUUUGGUUAAAUACUCCCCCUCUUCUCCUUUCUCUUAUUUUUCCCCUUUCAUUCUCUUCUUUCCCCUCUACCAUGAUCACUUGAUUGAUGCCAUAUUUUCUCAUGUGCUAUCUGCUAAAACAAAUGAAGCCAGCAAAUUGCUAGAUAUUUCAAAAAAAACAUUAAUCGCUUUCUUUUCCUUUUUGUAAUACUUUGACUGUGUGCAUUCCCGAUGUCUUGACUAGCUUUUUAUAUUGUGUUGGUGUACAUAUCGAAUGCAUGUAGGGUAUCUUCUUGAUAUUAAUAUAUUCUCCUUAUCGGAAAAAAGUAUGUCUAGUCCUUUCAUGAGCCUGGUAUAGUACCCUUGGACCCCCAUGUGGCGUCUUCAGAACUUGAAAUGUCUAGCCGGCACUUACUGUCAAAAAAAAAAAGGAAACAAUCUAGCCGGCACCUAAUGCCGGCUGCAACUAAUUGGCCAGCCACCUCGUCAAGAGUGCAUCGAAAUAUAUUUACAACAAGAUUCCCUGUGGAUGAUGAAUGAUUGCCGAUCGAUGACUCGAUCUAUGUAAACUGACCGUCUGUGCCAAGCUGUACUCCUUGCCUCGUAUUCCUGGCAUGGUCUAGUUGUAAGAAGAAGCCAGCGAAAGAUAAAAGCAAAGCCUGCAGAACUGUAAAACCACUCACCGUUUCUCUUCGAAAGUCUAGCUACCUACAGUAGUCCAACCUAAGUGUAUAGGAGAAGG